Molecule: messenger RNA, 588 nt
Organism: Budorcas taxicolor (takin)
Lineage: Eukaryota; Metazoa; Chordata; Mammalia; Artiodactyla; Bovidae
Gene: CMC4
Product: C-X9-C motif containing 4
Exons: 3
Coding region: 144-383 (79 amino acids)
Cellular component (GO): mitochondrial intermembrane space
Source: RefSeq, a predicted model, not a curated record
AGCAAGCCAACACAAGCAUGUAGUUAGGAUACGUAACUUGCCAUUGACUCCUUUGGAAAUUGCCAUAGACCUGUUAAUGGACAUCAUCUGCUGGACCUGGGAUCUGAUGAAUCCCACAAAAGUCAGCACCUGCUACAGAACAGAUGCCCCGAUCACCAAGGACUUGUUUUCUGGACAUGCCGCAGAAGGAUCCGUGCCAGAAACAAGCCUGUGAAAUACAGAAAUGUUUACAAGCCAACAACUACAUGGAAUCUAAGUGUCAGGCUGUCAUCGAAGAACUGCGUAAGUGUUGUGCUCGAUAUCCCAAGGGAAGAUCUCUCAUCUGCUCAGGAUUUGAGAAAGAAGAGGAAGAAAAGCAGACACUGAAGUGCACACCACAGUAAAGUUCUACCGAGAACCGAAACACUGCUCUACGUUUCCACCAUGCGGGUUUUAUUUAUCUGCCUGACUCUUUCUUCAGGCCAGGUAGCAGCAAAUAUCCAAUGAAAAAGUCAACUAUAAAAGUUAAUAUGCCAUCUAUGCAGAACAAAUAUAAAUAUAUUGAACAAACGUGUAGAAUGGGAUAAAAUUGAGCUGCUAAAAUAAAUC